AUGAACGACGAAUUAAUUAUUUUAUUAGUGGAAAAGUGCCCACAUCUGUACGAUCGCUCGUUGAAAGAGUACAAAGAUAAACUAUUAAAAGAAAAUAGUUGGCUUUCAAUAGCCGAACAUCUGCAGUGUGAUGUUGAAAUGGUAACAAAAAGAUGGGACAACCUAAGGGAUCGAUUAAUAUCCUCCAUAAAGGCUGAAACACCAUCUACAGGUGAAAAAAGAAAAUUUACCCCAGAAGUAAUUGUUUUGGAACAAGAGGCUGAGGAAGUAGAGAUGGAUUUAACUAGUACUCUAGGAACUUCUAAUUCUUUUAUUGAAAGACCAGAGCCCACUUAG
Messenger RNA from Brassicogethes aeneus, 336 nucleotides. The record is from the annotation of a GenBank genome assembly. NCBI's taxonomy places the organism in Eukaryota, Metazoa, Arthropoda, Insecta, Coleoptera, Nitidulidae.